AUGGAAAACGACAACAGUAACAAGAAAAACGACAAUGUCCAACAACAAGAGAAAAUGCAGAAUUUGAGGAAUCAAGUGGAUUCUGUUAAAGCGGUGAUGGUGGACAACGUGGAACGAAUUCUGGAACGAGGAGAGCGAUUAGACAAUAUCGAGAGAAGAACAGAGCAGUUGAAUGCGACGAGUGCCAAUUUCAAAUUCACCGCCCGUAAAGUGCAACGAAAGUUUUGUAUGUUGAAUGCGAAAUGGACAAUUAUUCUGGCAAUCGUCAUUCUUAUCGUAUUCACCGUACUCCUUCUUCUCAUUCUUCAUUGGACUGGAGUCAUUGGAAAGAGGAAUAAUGAUUGA
This is a messenger RNA of Caenorhabditis remanei, 345 nucleotides long. RefSeq lists its product as uncharacterized. Gene Ontology annotation, biological process: vesicle fusion; vesicle-mediated transport. Gene Ontology annotation, molecular function: syntaxin binding; SNAP receptor activity. The transcript has 3 exons. NCBI's taxonomy places the organism in Eukaryota, Metazoa, Nematoda, Chromadorea, Rhabditida, Rhabditidae. The coding region runs from base 1 to 345 and encodes 114 amino acids. Gene Ontology annotation, cellular component: SNARE complex; plasma membrane. The record is from RefSeq and is a predicted model, not a curated record.